AAUAUACAAAAAACGAAAUAUAUAUUAUAAAUCUAGAUUCUAGUUCUACGAACAAAUGUAGUAAUAUCUUUGCAGUUUUCCUUCAAAAGCUUUGCAAGUGUAAAAUGUAUCUUUGAUUAAUAUGCAGAAUAUAUCCCAUGAAAGUCCGCUGAGAUUUUCCAAAAUGUUUCCUGUCGUAAUGUUCGCAAGUGCAUAAACCAUCAACAAUGCUGAGAAAUGCCAAGCCACGUUCUUUUAAAUAUUCAAAAAGUUUAUCUCAGUCAGGACCUCAUCAGCCUCAUACAGAUGCAAGUGCAAGCCUUAUAAAAUGUGAGUGGCCCCUGCUUAAACCAGUAUCUACAUGUUGUAGCUUGAUAAACAAAAACAAACCUUCUAGUGUGAUCUGUAAUGUGUUAACAAAAAACUCAAAACAAAGGAGGCAACUCUGUCAUUCUUUAACAAGUUAUUCAGACCAACCUGUUAGAAAUUCUUUGUUUACUAAACCACAAAUGAUGAGUGUCUGUAAUCAGAUGUCACGUCUUUCAUCCUUGUGCUUUCAUAGUGAUUGUGAACAGUCUAUUGUUAUCAAAUCAAAUAACAUCCAGCUAAAUAACAGUGAUGCACAUUCAAAACCAGAUCAAUUUGUUGAACAAAUUGAUUGCUGCGUCACGCCUGGUCAUCUUCUAAAUGAAGUCGAGGCAAAUUUGAACAGUGGUAACUUUUCUUUUAACCAACUACCAUUUGUCAUUGCAAAAUUUAAAAAGCUAGUUUACAAAAGUUUGGAUAUGCCAUGGAUGAUUGCUGAAGAAAAAUGGAAGAAAAAGCAGUUGGAAUUCAAUUUUUUAUCUCACCAAUUGCUAGGUUCAUACAUUUCUGACCCAAGAUUUGAAAAUAUUCUUGCAUUAACAGAAGAGAAUAUUAAUAACCUUUCUCUAGAUGAUUGCCUUCAAGUUUUCUAUGAUUUAAAUUUCUUACUGCUGUCUGCUUCCCACCCGCUUAAUGAAAAACUUUAUUGCAUUUGUGCAGAGAAAAUUGGAGACUUCGAUUUUCAUCAACUAGCUUUAUUUACUGAAUGUAUUCCAACAAGCCCUCCAGAUUAUUUAACCAUGGGUAAAGUAACUAACAGAACUAAAAUAUUAUUAACAACACAGCAUGUUGAAAACAUAGAUUUAUCUGACUUAUGUGAGAUUUUGUACAAUCUGAAACAUGUUAUUAGUUCUGAUAUGUUUAGGCUUAGUGCAGAAGUAUUGCUUGCAAAAUUUGAAAUGGAUGCGGAACACAUGACCCUGGAUGACAUUAGCAAAAUAUGUUUUUUUGCUAGUAUACCAGGCAACGAUUCACUAGAGAUUUUGUCAAACUGGAUCAUGAGCUUACCAAAAAACUCAUGUCAGCAUGUUAUUAUUGACAAAUCAACAUUCACUUUUGAUGUGGCAACAGCAAUUGGCUCUGCCACCUGGAUUUGUCCUAUUCUUAAAGAAAUACAAGCAUUUUGUUCCGAGGGCCUUCAACAUGUGGACAAAUUAUCCAAUCACGAAGUCGCGAAAAUGGUCAUCAUCAACACUAAGUUCUCACCAGAAGAGCAGCAGAUGAUGCUUCCGGCCAUCUGCCAAUGCAUAGAGGAGUCUGAUACAGUGCUGCUUAAAGAGCUGUUGCUAGCCCAUGUAAAACAAGUGAACUUAAACCCAACAGUGAUGGCAAGCUAUCAGGAAAGAUUGUCCAGACUGGUAGCCCAGCUAGACUCUGAGCAGUUGAACAAGCUUCUGUUGUUGCAUGAUGAUGGCGAUUUAGCUUUUUUAAUCUAUGUCUAUAUCAGACGAAUUUCAUAUCUCAAAAUUCCAUUGCACAAAAGCUUGUCUGCUCUUUGUGAUAAGCUGUGCAGUGUUAGAGGCGAUGAAUGGGACGUGCCAAGGGUCAAAGUUCAAUUAGCAGUUAUCCGCUACGCUGACCUGGUCAGAGCCGGCAGCAAGUCUGGGAGUAACAUCCACUUUAUUCUGAAGUUUCUUGGUCGUCUGGGCGCUGAUGAUCUCAUGUCCUUAUAUGGAAGUCUCGCAUCCCUCUUUUUUAUUCCCGGUCAGCACUACACAGUGAAACAAGGAACCAUGCUGAUGCAAGCUAAAGCCAAAGCAAUCUUCAAUGAGCGCCUGACCUCUUCACCUCACCUGCCCAAAUCGCUGACAUCCCUGAAAAUCCUGAGCUUGAUACCGCCUGGUAAGCUGUAUCUGCUGAAGGACCUCGUGCUGCACCUGGAUAAGUUUACCACAGACAUGGAUGAGACCAAGGUCCUCAAGGUGCUGAGGAUUCUAGAACUUUCAACAGAAAAAAUUCAUUUUUAUCACAAAGAAAUGUUUGAGAACCUCAUCAACUUCCUAAUGAACUGCCCCAAAUGUUUUGUCCUGCCAAGCCUUCAGCUACUGAAAACACUGAGUUAUUCUGGAUACACCCCAGAAAACAUAGAUCCUUUCAAGCUGUGGAUCCACAAGCUCUUGACUCAAGUUUUUCAACAAGACCUUGGUUUUAAAUACAUACAACUGGAACUGAUCUACUGUCUUUCAAUCAUGGGGAUAUAUUUUGAUGACCUUCUCAGCAAUGUUUUUACUCUGAACUUUAUUUCUGAACUGGAGAAAGAUUUGUUAGUAUUAACAACUGUAAAAGCCAACAAGAUAAGGUCGCACCUGAUUGAGCUGAGUUCUAGUAUUGCCAUAGAAUGUCCACAGCUGUCCUUCCCAGUCUUUAGUAAACUAUUAACACCAAAAGAAGUUGAAGAAGCUCCUGUUGUAAGGGAAGGAAAAAUCAUAGCCAGUCUUCACAGAGUGUGUGAGGGAAAAGAGUUUGUCAAGUCUCCUACCACAAGUCCGUAUGGUCACAACAUAGAUGCUCUCCUGUGCUUUGACUCCAACAAGACUUUGGUUAAGCCAGCUGAUGUGUUGCAAGAACCACAUGGGCUCUUGAAUGUUGAAAGGAUAGCAGUGAUCUACCUUGCCCCAAGUGAUUUCUGUUUGGAUAAUGAGCACAUCACUGGAUUCAGGUUGAGUUCCAUCCGCCAACUGGAGAUAUUGGGAUAUUAUGUGAUAAUGAUUUCUCAUAAAGACUUGUUAUCCAUGGAACUUCACAGUGAAAAGAAUCUGGACAACUACAUAAGGGAGAAAAUCAAUUCAGUUGUAAAAUUUCAGCUCUUACCUCCCUUACAAUGAUGUUGACUAUUGCUGAGAAUAUUUUAAAAAUGUAAUUCAGCAUUAGUUAUUCCAGUUUACCUGGCUUUCAGAUAUUGAAAUAAAUAAAAGAGUUGCCAAAAUGCAUCUAUAAGAACAUGAUGAUCUAAUGCCUAGCUUGUGAAAACCUGAGAUUAUAAUUAUGGAAGCCCAAUGUUAACAGUAUUGUUGUGUAGUAAAAUGUUAGAUGAAAGCAUAAGAAGAUAACAGUGGACUAGCUUUGUAUGUGUGAAAUUAAUGUAUUAUUUUUCAUGUAGUGUAAAGAAAUAUUUUUAAUUGGAAGGUGGGUGAGUGCACUAUUAACAAGAAGUCUUCCCUAUUACUUGACACCCUAUACCACUAACAGACUUUUUUUUUUUUUUUUAAAUGAAUAAAUUUAUAGUUUCCCUGUAGGUAGAUUUGUUGUGAUGUGAUGCAGUAAAAUUUUAUAAAGACAGACUCUUUAUUGACGUGGAUCAAGGUUUGUUAUUGUUAUGAUCUGAUG
Physella acuta is the source of this 3672-nucleotide messenger RNA. Its product is annotated as FAST kinase domain-containing protein 1, mitochondrial. NCBI's taxonomy places the organism in Eukaryota, Metazoa, Mollusca, Gastropoda, Physidae. The record is from RefSeq and is a predicted model, not a curated record.